CAUGCCUCAACUUUCAGCUUAAAUAUGACCAUAUUAUAACACCCGAGAGGUCAGAUUUUCCCAUUAGUGCCCAAAAUUCAGCCUUAAAAGUGCAGAAUUUUCAAUUUUCAGCCCAUGAAAGAUCAAAUAUAAACACCCAAGGCUUAAGAAAACUGAAACUUAAAUAAAAUACCAACACCCGAAAAGAAUGACCGGGAGAAAGAAUGACCGGGACAAACCCCUGGCGGGGUCCCCGUUCACCACAAGGGUCCAUCUGACGCCUUUCCCGCAAAAGGUCAAGAUCGACGCCCCUAGAUUCACCAGGAAGGAAGAUCCAGAAAUCCAUCUGGACUCCUUCAACCAGAGUGCAACCAUGAACGGUUGCACAGAUGAGGAAAAGUGCCUUCUUUUUUUCCAGACCUUGCGGAACCGAGCCACUGAAUGGUUCAAUAAGCUUCGCCCGGGAAGCAUUGAUUCGUUCAGUGAUUUAGCCUCAAAAUUCAAGGCCAAGUUCCAGGAAAACUGUACUAAGAGGAAAAAAUUCACCUAUCUUAGUACAGCCGGGCAGAGGGAGUCUGAGAACCUAACUCAGUUCCUCACCCGGUGGAAGGAAGAGGUAGACAAGGUGGAAGAGAUGGAUGACAAGACCGUCUUAUCUCUCCUCUUGAAUGGCUUGCGUGCCGGGGAACUAUACAAGGAGUUCUGCCGGAAACCCCCGGCCACGUACCAAGAGGCCUACCACACUGCAUGGGAGUUUGCUGAGGCUGAAACCCAACUCCAGGCAAAGAAAGAAGCUGAGCAUGGUUUCAAGCCCAAGCCGGUGCAAGACAAGAAGGAAGAAACACUGGGAUCCAGCCGGCCAAGGCACCACUAUGACCCGGUCGUCCGUAUGGUCAAUACGGAAGAAUGCCAAGAAAUCCGGAAAGCACCGGUCAUUCCUCCAGAAAACCCUACCAGUCAAACAGGACGGCAGUGGUCGGGCACCUAUUGUUCGUACCACAGGUCAGAUUCCCAUAACACCUCCGAAUGUAAGAGUGUUAAGGGAGUAAUCCGGCAGAUAAUAGACAGUGGAGAACUGGGCAAGGAUUACUUGCAGAAAGCCCAGGACAAGAGUCAUCAAUGGGUCAGACCAGCAGCCGAGGGAAAUGACUGGGACAAUGACCGGCGAAGGAAUAACCGGAGGGAGCCGAUCGUCUUUAGUGACCGGGAUCUCCCUCCUACCGGUGAAGAUCACAAUGAUCCAUUGGUCAUCACCAUGGACAUUAAUGGGGUGGAUGUCGCCCGGGUACUUGUUGACACCGGCAGCAGUGUCAACAUCUUAUACCUGGAGACUUUCCAAAAACUCAGGUUGUGUCGGACACAACUUGAACCCCUGAAGACUCCUCUACCGGUCGAACUAGGAUCGGGUGAAAAAACCGUAUGGAAGAAGAUGCGGUUCAUAGUUGUGGACAUCAAAUGCGUCCACAACGCAAUCCUUGGAAGGCCGGGCAUCAAUAAGGUCGGGGCGGUGAUUUCCAUGCCUCACCUGUGCAUGAAGUUCCACACUCCAGGUGGUGUGGGUGAAGUGAAAGGCGACCAGAGGAAUGCCCGGGAGUGCUAUGCCCGGGUAGUCAAGAAGAUGACCAAGGGGGUCAAUGUCAUCUCCCAAGAGAUCACAAAGGGGGAGACCCGGGAGAAAUUGGAGCCCGAGGCCGAGACGGUGGAAAUCGAACUUCACCCGGGUGAUUCUUCGAGGAUGGUCAGAAUUGGAGCAAAUCUCGCCGAAGAUCUCAAGGCAGAGAUUACACGGGUCCUCCAAGAAUACGCGGGCAUAUUCGCAUGGAGCGUGGCGGAUAUGCCCGGAAUAGAUCGCUCUGUCAUCUGCCACCGGUUGGCCGUGAGGGAAGGAAGUUGACCGGUACGUUAGAAGAAGCGGUACCUGGCCAGUGA
Cuscuta campestris is the source of this 1908-nucleotide messenger RNA. The record is from the annotation of a GenBank genome assembly. NCBI's taxonomy places the organism in Eukaryota, Viridiplantae, Streptophyta, Magnoliopsida, Solanales, Convolvulaceae.